Lactuca virosa is the source of this 3010-nucleotide messenger RNA. Lineage: Eukaryota; Viridiplantae; Streptophyta; Magnoliopsida; Asterales; Asteraceae. The record is from the annotation of a GenBank genome assembly.
CCAUAUCAAUCAUCAUCAAUAUAUCAUCAUCAUCAUCAUCAUCAAAAGGACAACACAAAGUCUCAAAUCUUCUGCUGCUGCGAUCCCCUCCCCUUCAUGACCCAUCGCUUCAAGAAUCGACUCGCUCAACUCUUUGCUUUCUCUCUCCUCACUAACUUUCUCUCUCUAAAAAUUCUCCCAACCUUCCGCCAAAUCCUAACAAAAACCCUAGAUUUUCUCAGGAUGGAUUCACUCUUUUUCUCCGCAGAUGGCGGCGAUGACGACUCGAUGUUCGGAAGCAGCAGCACCGUCCGUUCAAUCCAGAGUCUGUCCGACCUCGACGAUGAGCGGCUUUAUCUCGUUGAUCACAGGUGGUGGAAUGAGACGCGGGAGUCAUUGUUUAGGGAAAUCGAUGGCGCUUUGUACGCCACAAGUUCUUGCUUUUCUGAUGAUUUUGAAUCGGAGAUUAUUCUGGACAUGAGAAGAAGUGAAAUCGAUAGUGAUGGUUGCAAGGGAGAAGAACAAGGGGUUUCGGGGCGUGAAUUAGCGUUGGUCUCGGAGUGGAUGUUCUAUCGAGCUCUUAAAUGGCAUUAUGAUAUGAAGAAUGUUGGGAACUUUGUAGCAGUAGAAGAUAGCAAGGCAGACUUAUUUCCUUUACAAAUCAGUCUUUCAAUUUCUGGAACAACAAAUUCAUUGGUUGUAAAGAUUAACCAAAAGGGCAAUGGGAUUGGAGCUUUUGAUAAAUCCUGCCAAAUAUUCAAUGUCAAUUCUGGCUUGGUGAAGAUUUGGGAUUUUUCAGGGCAAAUAACCAAGUUUUUUUUACAAGGCAGAAUUCUAUCUGAUAAAUCUGAACUAAUGAAUGCAGAGAUUUUCUUAGAGUUACAAGUUUAUGGUUUAUCUUAUGAUAUAAUGCAAAACGAAAACGAUAUGUCAGUUGAAGACACGAAUACUGAAGAUAUUUCUUCCAGUAGUUCAUUGAAGUUGAAUGGCCACUCUGAAAAAGUCAACUCAUAUCUCAGGGUUGACCAUCCAUUAAUUACUAGUAACUUAAGUCAAACUUAUAAUUUGGGUUUGACCGGAUUGUACAAUCUUGGAAACACGUGUUUUAUGAACAGUGCUAUCCAAUGCUUAGGCCAUACUUCACAUCUUGUUGAUUAUUUCCUUGGAGACUUCAGAAAAGAUCUCAACUUUGAAAACCCACUUGGCGUAAAUGGGAAGCUUGCUCUAGCAUUUGGAGACUUACUAAGACAGCUAUGGACACCAGGCGCUACUGCUGUGGCCCCAAGGGCAUUUAAGUCAAGACUCGCCGGUUUUGCCCCUCAAUUCAGUGGCUACAAUCAGCAUGAUUCCCAGGAAUUUCUUGCUUUUCUACUGGAUGGACUCCAUGAAGAUUUAAACCGCGUUAAAAUCAAGCCUUAUAAUGAGAUAAAGGACGUGGAUGGAAUUUCAGACAAAGAAGUAGCAGAUGAACACUGGAGGAAUCAUUUAGCUCGAAAUGAUUCCAUAAUAGUUGACAUGUGCCAGGGGCAGUAUCGGUCAACUUUAAUAUGUCCUCUUUGCAAGAAACAUUCAGUGACAUUUGAUCCAUUCAUAUAUCUAUCUCUACCCUUACCUUCAACAUCAAUGAGAACCAUGACAUUGACAGUUUUAAGCACUGAUGGAACAACUUUACCAAUUCCAGUUACUGUAAAUGUUCCUAAAUAUGGAAAGUUUAAAGAUCUUAUUCAAGCAUUAAGCAUCGCGUGUUCUUUAAGAGAUGAUGAGACUUUGCUUGUUGCUGAGAUAUACAACAACUGCAUUAUUCGUUUCUUGGAGUUGGAUACACGUAAUGACUCAUUAGAGCUGGUUAGGGAUCGUGAUUGUUUUGUUGCUUAUAGGUUACUUAAAGAGGAAGAUUCAUUGCCCUUGGUUGUCUUUACUCAUUGGCGCUAUGAAAUGUCAUAUCUUGAAGGGUUGCCAGUUUUGAGAAAGUUUGGGAUCCCAUUUGUAGCAAGGGUACCUGAAUCCACUAACGGUUCAGAUAUCCACAACAAAUUCCUUAAAUUACUCCAUCCACUUGUAAUGCCCGAGGAGUUUUCUUUAGAUUAUCCCGAAAAUACCCCUGAUCAACAAGACACUACUGAAAUGGAUGUUGAUGAAAAGCCAGUUGAUGAUAAUGAUAAUGAUGAUGAUUCAAAGAGUGAAGGGUUUCGAUUCUAUCUGCAACAGCAAGGGCAUUAUUCAGAGGGGCCCACAAUUAUAAUGGAUGAACAGUUAUUAAUCCCGGAAUCGCGUAUAAUUUCUGUUCGUGUCACGUGGCCUGAUGAAAUGUUGAAACGAUACGAUACUUCCAUUUUGAGUAAUUUACCGGAAACAGGCGGGAUUGCGUUAAUUACCAAAACGCCCCCGGAAUCGGUCUCGUUGUAUAAAUGUCUUGAAGCCUUCUUGAAGGAAGAGCCAUUAGGACCUGAAGACAUGUGGUACUGUCCGAAGUGCAAGGAGCAUAGACAAGCUAGCAAGAAGUUGGAUUUAUGGAGAUUGCCUGAAAUUGUGAUAAUUCAUCUAAAAAGAUUUUCGUACAAUCGGUUUUUGAAGGACAAAUUGGAGACUUUUGUUGACUUUCCAAUUGAUGAUUUUGAUGUGUCGAGUUAUACAGUGGAAAAAGAUAAAGAUAACCAAUCGUGUUUUCGUUACAAGUUGUAUGCAGUGAGCAAUCAUUAUGGUGGAAUGGGUGGUGGUCACUACACCGCUUUUGCAAAGUGUGGAGAGGAGUGGUAUGAGUUUAAUGACAGUCAGGUGUACCCGAUUAGUGAAGACCAAAUCAAGACAUCUGCAGCUUAUGUUCUUUUUUACAAGAGAGUUUAGGAAGUUAUUGUGGGCCCAAUCCCAGUGUAGAUUUCUGGCCAAUUAAUUACAUACAAAGAGAGAAAGAGAGAUAUAGAUUAAAUUUUAAAUUUUUUUUUUCAUUAAAAUGAGGAUGGUGGUGUGGUUGCUAGUACUUGUACAUGGUAUACUUUAGAUUAGACUUUUAAAAGUUUUUGGAGUUGGCCAC